GCAUGUGUUAUAGCUCGCUUCCGCUGGUGAAAGGAACUCAAGUGGGUCGUGCUGUGGUCUUUUGCAGAAAGGAGACAGAAGCGCCGAGAAAUUUUUACUGAAACCGAAAAGGAAUCGUCUACACAACCGGCCGCGGAACUCAGAGAUGUCGCACACAAUUUUGCUAGUCCAGCCUACCAAGAGGCCAGAAGGCAGGACGUAUGCAGAUUAUGAAUCUGUUAACGAGUGCAUGGAAGGUGUCUGCAAGAUGUACGAAGAGCAUUUGAAGAGGAUGAAUCCCAACAGCCCGUCCAUUACGUACGAUAUCAGCCAGCUGUUUGAUUUCAUCGACGACCUUGCUGAUCUCAGCUGCCUUGUAUACCGGGCAGACACUCAGACAUACCAGCCCUACAACAAGGAUUGGAUUAAAGAGAAGAUCUAUGUGCUGCUGCGUCGCCAAGCCCAGCAGGCAGGCAAAUAGAGCUGGAACCAGGGGGGGGUUGGCGGCGGGGGUGUUUGUAUUAUAGUAGCUCAGCAUUCAUUGAGUUCUUGACUAAUUCAGUGAAAUUAUGUUUGAGUGGGGGUGGGGUUGUUUUGUUUUAAAAAAUAAAUAAAUAACUACUUAUCAGUUGCCCCUGAAUGAAAUGUCUUUUCGAAAGUUUUGACUAGACCUAAUUUAGUUUCUGAUGGAACAGAGGACAGGCAUCCCUGGUCCUGUGGGGCUGUUCUGCUUGUGGUUUAAUAGUUGUAAUUAAAAUGCUUGAGGCGCUGGUUGGAGGUUUAUUUCCUCUAAUUUUAUUAAGACCUGGAUUAGAAGGUCCCAGGCUACAUAGCCCUGUGCUGAUGGGGUUUUCAUUGUUGUAAUGCAGCAGUUCCAUCAGGUGGCACUUGCUAGAAGUGUUUCUUUACUUGAUCUGCCUAGACUUGUAUGUAUUUUCUUUUCUUCUUUUCUAUAGAUCUUUCUGCUAGGUUACCACUCAUUACAAUUCCUGCAUGCUAUGAACAUGUUUCUGAGUUGGGUUUUGGUAGUAAUUUACUUUAAACAUAUAUUGUACUGUUUGUAACUGUGCACCACUUGUUUGAAGAAAGGUCUCAUAACAAAUGUCAGUGUCGAAUCUGACAGCAAAUCUUUCUUUGCAAUGCAGAUGUUUUAAGUUCUCCUGAAAGAUUGCUUUUUGUAGGUCUUAUGUGAGUGCUCUGUACAAUGACACAUUUUCUUUUUACUGUAUUUUGAGUGAAUAAAAUACCUCUGUUUACCUGUU
This is a messenger RNA of Polyodon spathula (Mississippi paddlefish), 1241 nucleotides long. RefSeq names its product enhancer of rudimentary homolog. Bases 146 to 460 code for a protein of 104 amino acids. NCBI's taxonomy places the organism in Eukaryota, Metazoa, Chordata, Actinopteri, Acipenseriformes, Polyodontidae. The transcript has 4 exons. The record is from RefSeq and is a predicted model, not a curated record.